Molecule: messenger RNA, 3242 nt
Organism: Jaculus jaculus (lesser Egyptian jerboa)
Lineage: Eukaryota; Metazoa; Chordata; Mammalia; Rodentia; Dipodidae
Gene: Fam120b
Product: family with sequence similarity 120B
Exons: 11
Coding region: 174-2510 (778 amino acids)
Cellular component (GO): nucleus
Source: RefSeq, a predicted model, not a curated record
GCGAGGGGGGAGGCAGCCCCGGCGUGCAGGUGCCGCGGUCUCUCGCGCUGCUGGGGAGCCAGAGGCCAGGGGCAGAAGUCUGGCGGGGUUGGGGGUUGGAAGGAGCUGGUCCUUGGAAACCAGGAAGCUGUCUUGGAGACAUUGGACUGGAGAUCCUUUCCCAGAGUUCAGUUAUGGGUGUGAGAGGUUUGCAAGGGUUUGUGGGAAGUACCUGUCCACAUAUAUGUACAGUAGUAAAUUUUCGAGAGCUGGCAGAGCACCACCAAAGCAGGCACCCUGAAUGUACUCCUACCAUUGUUGUGGAUGCCAUGUGCUGUCUCCGAUACUGGUAUACUCCAGAAUCUUGGAUCUGUGGUGGCCAAUGGCGAGAAUAUUUUUCUGCUUUGCAAGAUUUUGUUAAAGCCUUUACAGCUGUUGGCAUCAAGUUGAUAUUCUUCUUUGAUGGCAUGGUGGAACAAAAUAAGAGAGAUGAGUGGGUAAAGCGAAGACUUAAGAACAACAAGGAGAUAUCCAGGAUUUUCCACUAUAUCAAGUCACACAGGGAGCAGCCAGGCAGAAACAUGUUCUUCAUCCCUUCAGGGUUGGCCAUAUUUACACGGUUUGCUCUGAAGGCAUUGGGCCAAGAAACUCUGUGUUCAUUACAGGAGGCAGACUAUGAGGUAGCUUCCUAUGGUCUCCAACACAACUGUCUUGGGAUUCUUGGGGAAGACACUGAUUACUUUAUUUAUGACACUUGUCCCUACUUUUCAAUUAGUGAGUUCUGCCUAGAUAGUCUGGAAACCAUCAUGUUUUCUCGGGAGAAGCUCUGUGAGAGUCUGGGCCUCCAUGUGGCAGACCUUCCUCUGCUAGCUUGUCUGCUUGGCAAUGAUGUCAUCCCAGAGGGCAUGUUUGAAAGCUUUCGGUACAAAUGUCUGUCUUCCUAUACUUCUGUGAAAGAGAACAUUGGCAAAAAAGGCAAUAUUAUAUUAGCUGUAUCAGACUAUAUAUCCAGAGUUCUUCACAUGCAUCAGGGUGUUAAAAAACUGGAAGACAUGUUACCUUUGGGACCGAACAAAGCUCUAUUUUAUAAAGGAGUGGCAUCAUACCUUCUGCCAGGACAGAAAUCCCCAUGGUUUCUCCAAAAUCCUAAAGGUGUAAUAACAGACAAGCAAGUAAUAUCCAUGAGUUCAAACCUUGAAUCCAAGCUAGAAGUUCCCAUGUGCACAGAUCCUGAAUCCAAGCAAGAAGUUUCCAUGUGCACUGAUCCUCAAUUCAACCAAGUUCCCAUAUGCACACAUCCUGAGUUCAAGCAAGAAGUUCCCAUGUGUACAGAUCCUGAAUCCAAGCCAGAAGUUUCCAUGUGUGCAUACCCUGAGAUCAAGCAAAAACUACCUGUAGAAACAAACCCUGAAUUUGAUUUAGAAGUACCCAUGUGUGCAUAUCCUGAAAUUAAACAAGAAGACUCCAUGAACAUGAGGCCUGAAUUUAAGCAACAAGUAACCAUGGUUUCAGACCCUGAAAUUUUAAAGGUUGCUAGGACAUACCAUGUCCACUCAGAAAGUUACCUAGUGUACAACAUUAUAAGUAAUGGAGAGAUCGAAUGCAGCAACACACUGGAGGAUGAGCUGGACCAAGCCCUGCCCAGCCAGGCCUUCAUCUACCGACCUGUCCGACAAAGAGUGUACUCACUCUUACUGGGAGGCUGGAAAGAUGGAGCCAGCACCGGCCCAGUGGUCAAGGAGUGGUUCGUGUACCCUGGCAACCCUCUAAGGCACCCGGAUCUUGUUAGGCCUCUACAAAUGACUCUCCCAGGAGGCACACCUAGUUUGGAUGUUUUGUGGCUGAGCCAAGAACCAGCAAUGCAAACCCAGCGCCUGGAUAUAUUGCUAGCCUGCUUCAACCUCUCUUCCUCAAAAGAAGAGCUUCAGAUGGUUGAAAGCCCAUUGAGAGCUCUGUGCUGCCUCCUGAUAUACCUCUUUGUUCAGGUGGACACUCUUUGCCUAGAGGAUUUACAUGCAUUUAUUGCUCAGGCCUUAUGCCUCCAAGGAAAAUCAACUGCACACCUUAUGAACUUACAGCUGGAGUACAUCAGCUCCCGAGCCGUGCAGCUGGGGUCUCUUCUUGUCCGUGGCCUCACCACCCUGGCCCUGGUCAACAGCGCAUGUGGCUUCCCCUGGACAACAAGUGAGUUCAUGCCCUGGAAUGUGUUUGACGGCAAGCUGUUCCAUCAGAAGUACCUUCAGUCUGAAAAAGGGUAUGCUGUGGAGGUCCUUCUGGAACAAAAUAGAUCUUGGCUCACCAAGUUUCACAACCUGAAGGCAGUGGUCUGCAAGGCUUGCUUGAAGGAGAACCGACGAAUUGUGGGCAGAACACAUUGGACCUCUCACCACACAGGGAGGUGGGGGAGACAGGGCUCCAGCACCUACAGGACAGGCUCCACAACACAUGGUCAUUCUGGGCAAGGACAGCCAUGGAGAGAUCAAGGUCCAGGAAACAGACAAUGUGAACAUGACCAAUGGAGAAGGUACUAGGUCUCCUACAGCACCAAAAGCCAAAUGGUUAAAGGAUCACAUGUCACAGCCUCCUGACUGGGAUCAGCCAGCUUAGCUUAAGACAUUGUUGCUGUCUUCAGAGAAAAAUGUGGAAAGGAAAAGCAGUGUCUGAGUUCUGUCCUCGUCCAGAGCAGUCCUUGGAGUAACACCAUCCAGCCUCAUCGGCAAGAAUUACACCACUGGGAGCCACAGCUGAAAAAGAAGAAAAAAAAAUACCUUUUCAGAGGCUUCUCCAUCGUGUCCCACAAAGAGCUUUCAUUGGCUUACUUUUUACAGGUUGUUCCUGAUUUCAUAGCCCAAGCCACUUCUCACUUAGCAUCAUGCAUGUCAUUUCAAUCCAUGUUUCUGUUGUGGGAGGAGUUAAAUUCCUUUUUUAUUAUUAGGUUGGAAUCUAACUGUAUCCUGCUUUUUCUUCAUAGUAGAUUGUGAGGGUGUCUUUGAAAAUAUGAUGUCUAAUAGCCACAUAAUAUUUCAUAAAUUACUAUGCAUUAGAAAUUCUAACAAAGUGAGGUGGCCAACUAUUUCUUAUCUUGGUCUUUUGAAGUGUUUUGUUGUUAAAAACAUUUAGCUUAGGUUAAGUAAAUGGGAAAGUGAUUAAAGGCAUUUGCUUGCAAGCCUGCCAGCCUGGAUUCAGUUCCCCAGUACCCAAGUAAAGCCAGAUGCACAAAGUAGUGCAUGCAUUUGCAAGAGGCCUUGGUGUGCAAAUAAAAU